Messenger RNA from Colias croceus (clouded yellow), 8415 nucleotides. Its product is annotated as cholesterol transporter ABCA5-like. The transcript has 36 exons. Gene Ontology annotation, biological process: lipid transport; transmembrane transport. The coding region runs from base 161 to 5710 and encodes 1849 amino acids. Lineage: Eukaryota; Metazoa; Arthropoda; Insecta; Lepidoptera; Pieridae. The record is from RefSeq and is a predicted model, not a curated record. Gene Ontology annotation, molecular function: ABC-type transporter activity; ATP binding; ATP hydrolysis activity. Gene Ontology annotation, cellular component: intracellular membrane-bounded organelle; membrane.
UCGUCCGGAGUGCGCUGCUCGCGUACGUUUAAACGCAAUUAUACACGCACCGUUCACAUACCCGUCGUAUUAAAUGUGUUUUUCGUGUAUAGAAAAUGUUACAGUUGCAGUGUUAAGGGUUGUUUGAUAUUUAUACAGUCGGUGUCUUAUAUAGUGUUGCAUGAGUGACCAUAAUGGGGUGCUGGGUACGCGGGACGGACGCCAUUCACCGGCCAGUACUGAACAGCUAACAAAAUGCCAAACGGAGCCAGACUGCAUAGCAGUAGGUAGCAGACUGCGCGGCGCGAUGGGGACGCGCCCGCCGGCCGCGUUCUGGCCGCAGCUAUGGGCCACUGUGGUCAGGAACCUGCUGCUCAAGAAGCGAGAUACCAGAAAGACGCUCGCCGAAGUACUGGUUCCUCUCUAUUCCCUGGGGGUGCUGAUCUUCCUCAAGAUGCUGGUGCCGAACCCCAACUUUCCUGAAGUGAAGAAGCCGGGCCGCCUCCUCCGGAUCCAUCAUGAUGCAGUGUCUGACAACCACGUGGUGGCAGUGGUGGCAGACUGGUAUAAUAGUAAUGGGACUUUGGCAUUCCUAGACGAAGUGAACGUAAUGCUAACUGACUCUGGACAGCAUCCAAUUACUUGGAUCAGGUACAACAAUACAACAGAGCUGGAUGAUGCCUACCACGGUGAUGCUAAGAAGUUCCCGCUGGCUGUCAUCUUUCAUACUGACCCUAGUCUUUAUGGCGAACCAUUAAGGUAUACAAUACGAACUAAUCCAUCAAAAGACGGAGGAACGCCAUCCACUCGAACAUUGACAACUUCACCGGCAAAAUGUCGAGAUCGAACCAACACAGAUUGGUCCACGGACUGGUCCCGUGGGGGGCAAUUGAUACCACUUUCAGAGAUGCAUAGAGAAGACACUUGUCCAGUGUUACAGUACUACUAUACUGGGUUCCUGGCGUUGCAGACGCUGAUAGACUAUGUUAAAAUCAAGCUGGACACUGGCCAAGAAUUCCUUCCCCCAAGAGUAGACCUACUCCAAUUCCCCAAACGCCAGCACACCGGUGAUUGGCUGGUGAUCUUCCGGGUGAUCAUGCCGAUGUACAUGGUGAUGACGCUGUCACAGUUCAUCACCUACCUGCUGAUGCUGGUCGUGGGGGAGAAGGAGAAGAAGAUCAGGGAGGGCAUGCGGAUUAUGGGCUUGAAGGAUUCGGUUUAUUGGGGUUCCUGGUUUUUAAUCUACGCAGUUUUUGUUACAAUAUUAUCUAUUGUGAGCACAGUUCUCUUGUUUACUUUAAAGGUAUUUCAACACUCGUCUUAUAUCCUGAUAUUCCUUCUGAUGCUGCUGUUUGGAUUCACUAUUAUCACCUUCGCGUUUAUGUUGACGCCUUUCUUCGAUAAAGCCAGAACCGCAGGUAUUCUAGGCAGUUUUGCCGUCAACCUGAUGUCUGGGUUAUACUUCAUCCAAGUGUUUGUGUCCAACGCGGAUUCUCUCGCUUUCUGGUUCCUGUCCCUCAUCAGCUCCAGUUGUUAUGCUUUGGCUAUGGAUAAGGCGUUAGUAUUAGACAUGGCGGGGGUGGGAGUGACCUGGGAGAACUUAUGGAGUGGUCCCGGUGUGCCCUUCGGAGGGAGCCUCAUCAUGAUGGCCAUAGAUACCGUUAUCUAUGCCUUCACAGCGUAUUGGUUGGACGCUGUUAUACCUAGUGAAUACGGCAUUAAGCAGAAGCCCUGGUUCUGUCUGCUCCCUUCCUUCUGGCUUGGAAGCCGGCGAGGAAGAGUUUCUGCUGUUCACUUCCAUUCUAAUGGUGAUGCCCAUAAUAAGGAUAUUGAACCAGUGCCUAAAGAACUACAAGACAAAGAAGCGAUCAGAAUAGUCGGUCUCCAGAAAUCCUUCCGUCAUUGCCGCAAACCAGAGAUCAAAGCCAUCGACGGAAUAGACCUCAGCAUCUACGAGGGGCAGAUCACGGCUGUUCUGGGGCAUAAUGGGGCAGGGAAAUCUACACUGUUCAAUAUAUUGACUGGAUUAACUGCCCCUACUGCUGGAACCGCUUAUGUUUAUGGAUUGGAUGUUAGAGAUCCCAACGACAUGCAUGAAAUCCGCCAAAUGACUGGAGUUUGUCCUCAACAAGACGUGCUAUUUGAUUUAUUAUCCGUGAAGGAACAUUUGAAAUUCUUCGCAGCUAUAAAGGGUAUACCAAGCAAGCGAAUACCAGACGAGGUCCACAAAGCAGUAUCAGAAGUAGGUCUUCUGGACCAAAUGGACGUGUUCUCGAAGCAUCUAUCUGGCGGGCAGAAACGGAGAUUGAGUAUAGCCAUCGCUUUUAUUGGUGAUCCUAAGAUUAUUAUCCUCGACGAACCAACCGCGGGUGUAGAUCCGGUAUCAAGACGGAAAACAUGGCGCAUCUUGCAGCGAGCGAAACGUGGACGAGUUCUCUUACUGACCACGCACUUUAUGGACGAAGCUGAUAUACUUGGGGAUAGAAAAGCUGUUAUUAGCAAGGGCAGGGUACGCUGUGCUGGCACUUCGUUGUUUUUAAAAAAUAAAUUUGGUAUCGGAUACCAUUUAACACUGGUGUUGGAUGGAGCAUGUCGUGAGAACCAAAUCACUCGCCUGGUCCGCGGUCACGUGGGGCGCGCGGAAAAAGCGCGACGUCACGGCCGAGAGCUAUCCUAUAUUCUACCACAUUACGCAGUUCAUCUGUUCCCGCCGUUAUUCCAUGCGAUUGAAACGGAGAUACGGGAGAAGACUAAUCGGUUGGGUAUCACAAGUUACGGCGUAUCAAUGACAACAUUAGAAGAAGUGUUCCUAAGUUUAGAAGGUGAAAAUAUAGAAGAAAUGGAGUCGGUAGAAGGUGUAUCUUCUGUAAAGCUGGUGCGAGCUCGAGCGCUGUCCAGAAGUCUGUCGUUGCAAAGCAAAACUCUGAGCUACCAAGAGCUCAAUGAUAAGGAGCAACAAAAAACGACGUCACUCACUCCCCCCGCGUCCCACGCUCUCCACUCCACCACACAUGGAGUCGAACAUGUUAAGGUGACACCAGAUGUACCCGUCUCCGUAGAAGCACUAGGCGAGAUAGUGAAAACGAAUCCGUCAUGUUGGCGGACGUUCUGUGCGCUCGUGUACAUACGGACGGUCAGGAUGAUUAGAGACCCGUACAAACUAUAUGUUAUGAUCUUUAUGCCUAUCAUAUCCUGCGCUCUGGGACUCUACAUAAAAUCUCGUCAGAUCGUAUUUUUUCGAAUGCAACCUCUUAAAUUGGACCCCAAUGCAUACGCCAACAAGACCCCAACUGCUUUACAUACAGAAUUAAACGAUUUUCAAGUUGUUGACGAUUUCAAAACAUCCUUAGAAACAUUAGGAGCGUAUCCAAUAGGAUUGUUCGAUGGAAACUUCUCGAGCCUUCUAGAUAUGGAGAAUUUUGGCGCGUUCAGCUUGAAGGAAAGUCAGAUUCCAUACGGGAAUAUAUUGGCCUACUAUAAUAGCACUUAUACGCACAGUUUGCCUAUUAUUGUUAAUCUUUUGGACAAUAGUAUUUACAGGGUUUUAAUGUCAGCGUCAGGGCAAUUAGAAAACUUCAGGCCUAUAGAAGUCUUGACGCAUCCGUUCCAACAAACAGAACAGCCGGAGGAGUUUAAUCUCGGCAGUGUUGUGUGCGCCAUCUUUAUGGGGAUGAUAUUCGCGUUGGUCCCUGUUACUUUGGCUGUUGAUAUUGUUUACGAUAGAGAGAUUAAGGCGAAGAAUCAAUUGCGAGUGAAUGGUCUGUCCAUGAGUAUGUAUUUCCUUACGUACUUCACCAUUCUUAUCUUCAUCAUGAUACUAACGAGCGUCGGUGUAUUGGUACUUGUAAUAAUAAACGACAUUCCAAGCUUAACAAACGGAUCUGCGAUUACCAUGCUCACCGGGCUCCUCGUGUUGUACAGUCCUUCCGCCAUUUUGUUUAACACCUGUCUCUCUUAUAUCUUCGACAAGAUGGACUCCGCGCAGAGUAUCAUGCCUAAUAUUACCACCUGGGUUGGAGUUAUUCCUUUCGUUAUGGUCGCCUGUUUGGAUACUUUUAAGUGGGGUAAUGAAAUAGCGUUCUACCUCCACACGCUCUUCAGUUUCUUAGACGUUAUGUACAUACCGUACGCCAUUAUUUAUUAUGUGGAUAGGGUGUACCUAACGUGCAACCUGAGCGGGCCGUGCACAGUGCCAGCGCUGUCCAGCUACUUCACAGCGGAGGUGUGGGUGCUGAUCGGCGCCAUGUUGCUGCAUGUGCCGCUGUGUGGUGCUGCACUGCUGGCGGCCGACAGGCUCAAGUCGGGCGCUAGGAUAUGUCCGCGAAAGAAAAUUGAGCCAGACAAGUGUCUAGACUCAGAAUCAGAAGCAGGCGGUGAAGUGGGAGAGGACGAAGAUGUGCGACGCGAGCGGCGCCGGGUCGCCAACAUACUGCAGCAGAUACAGAGCAAGCAGGCGCAGCAACUACCUGCUUUGCUUGUACAUAAUCUACGUAAAGAAUACAAAAUAAGAAAUUCCGAAGUGACUUGGUGCGGUGACAAAGAUAGCGGGAAGCGUGCUGCUGUAGCGCGGCUGUCAUUGGCCGUGCAUGGCGGUGAGGUGUUUGGUCUAUUGGGCCACAAUGGCGCAGGGAAGACCACUACUAUGAAGAUUAUCACGGCUGAAGAGCGGUUGACUAACGGCACUGUAAUGCUCGGUGGCAAGAGCAUAGAAGAAGUACAGUCUAGUGCGUUCCAAAUGCUUGGUUACUGCCCACAACACGACGCGCUGUGGAAGAACGUCACCAUCCGAGAGCACAUUGAGUGUUAUGCCGCUAUACGUGGGAUUAGCAAGGCGGAUACACCAAGGAUAGUAGACGCAUACCUAAACGGUCUCCAAAUAAUGGAGCACGCAAGCAAGAACGCAGACGAAUGUUCCGGUGGCACUCGACGGAAGCUGUCGUUUGCCCUGGCGAUGGUGGGCAGCCCCCGGGUGGUGUUGCUGGAUGAACCCUCCACGGGGAUGGACCCCAGGAGUAAACGGUUCCUGUGGGAUACUAUAUUGGCUAGCUUCCAGGGUAGGAAAGGUGCUAUACUGACAACACAUUCCAUGGAGGAGGCUGACGCUUUGUGUUCCCGAGUUGGGAUCAUGGUCAAGGGAGGUCUGCGGUGUGUUGGCUCAACACAGCACCUCAAGAAUUUGUAUGGCGCGGGCUACACGCUCGAGAUGAAGAUUGGACAGAAUAAUCACAAGCAAACGGUACCUAUCAAAAUGAUGGAGUCUGACAUGUCAAUGUCACCUUCUCCCUUACGGUCUGGUAACAACUCGCCUUCGUUAGGUGAAGCUGAUGAAGGUGGUUCAGGCGGCGGUUCUGUAACAGCUGAAGUGGAAGUAGAAGGAGAAGCAGAUGCAGUAGACGUCAGUAUUCACACACCACUCGUGGGCAGCGCACCUCCAUUGCGGCAUCAUCACCAACGCACGGAGUCAAGUGGUGGUGCAAGCGCAGAAGCAGCAGUAGCUCUGGUCGCUCGGCUGUUCCCAGCGGCUGAGUUGGAGGAGAGCUUCGCUGAACGCCUCGUGUUCAGUGUCCCACAGCGGUCUGUGUCCAGCUUGGCGGACUGUUUCCAGCAGAUUGAGGCUGCGAAGGAAAGGCUGAACAUAGUCGAGUACAGCUUCAGCCAGACAACUCUAGAGCAGGUGUUCCUGAAGUUUGCGCAAACCGAGAACGUCGAGUCUUCGGACCAAGAGCAUUAGUUAUAUGACACGGUCGAUUUACUUGACGACAUUUUUUUUUUAUUUCAAUUAAUUCACCAACUUGACGACCUUUUUGUAUGUUGAUGAUGAUGAUGAUGAUGAUGAUAAAUGUUGUCUUAAAGCAGUAUUAAUUGUGAAAAAGUGAUGACACUACUUGAUCUAUAAAGAAAUAAUAAUAAUUCUGCUUUAAGAUAUUAUGGUUUGGACAUUUGAUACAGCGCCAUCUUGCGACGAAAUAGGGGAAUUUACGGGAAAGUUUGUAUGGAAGUUUGACAGUCGAUAAAAAUAUGUGGGUAGUGUUAUGUUUCUUUCAGUUUCAAGUAAUUUGGCAUAUGUAAGAGAGAAACACUAGUGAUUUGAAAACGUUUACAGACAGAAAAAAGGUUUUUAGAUAACUAUGCCGUAAAUCUUUCUGAGCAAGAACUUAGAAUUUUGUGUUGAAUUUUUAAUUCAUACAAAUACUUCCUAUUUUGUGAAUGGACGGACUAUAUUGUAUUAAAUGUCUAGGAGUAUUUUCUUUAUUUAAUAGUUUUUAUUUUAUAUCGAUACACGGAUAAAUACAUUCGGUCAUACUAUAAAAAUCAACGUCAAGUAAAUUAACCGUAUAAGGGCUGAUUUUUCAAUCCUUGGUUAAAACUUAUUCAUCGAAUAACGUAUUAAACUACCAUUUCAAAAAUGUAUUCUACUUGCCCGUAUUUGACAGUAAUUUACAGGUGACAUUUUAAUAAGUUCGUGUAAUACUUUAUUGGACGGAUAAAUUUUAACCAAGGAUUGAAAAAUCGGCCCUAAGUGCUUCUAACUGUAACAUAACCGCUUUAAAAUAAGUAGAUUUGUUUGAUUUUAAGCUUUUGUAUGUUUCCAAUGAGAGAAUAGGUAGUAUUUGACAUAAUAUUCAUGUAACGAUACAAUAUUUUAUAACCUUACCCACGCAUUGAGGUAAUUAAGAAUGGCGUAAUUUCAAAAAUUGUGAUUUUUCGAUAUAAAUUAAAAAUAAAAAAUAAAUAGCCAAUACUGCAGAAACAAUAUAUUCAAAAUUCUGAAUACCAGUAUAGAAUAUUAACAUAACGGUGCAUUUACAUCAAACGAACAUAGAACCAGAGCAAGAUUAUUCUUUUGUGAUAUUUUAUUUUAAACGAAAACUCGUAUUCCGUGUUGUAUUCGAACAUUGGUUAUAUAAUAGUUUCGAACACACUAAGAACAACGAAAGAAUGCUCUACGCCUGUUUACACUAAAAUAAAUUGACGUAUUGGGGUUAGAAUGAAUUCGCUCGUUUGAUGUAAACGAACCGUUAGAUGUCAGCCAAAUAAUACCUAAAUUGAUAUAAAAUAGAAUACAAGAAUAUUUUGAGGUUAAUCCAAUUUUUAAAACUACCCACCGUCCGAAAUUAUCCCAAUGCUACUUCAUUCUUAAUAACUAUUAAUUAUAUUCGGAAAUCUAACUCAGAGUUAGUAAGAACACCAAAUCUCGAUUAGUCUAUGUAAUUAGUAAAAAUGGGAUGGACUCUUAUUGACAGAUUUCAAACUACUGAUAGAUUGAAUUCGCUGUUAUCGUCAGUACAAAUAACACGCAAAUAAAUUAGGUAUUUAAACUAUGGCGAUAUGCGUAUUAAGGAAUAUGAAUGUAAAAUCUUUAAAACAACAAAGACGUUUUAUUAUUUUCUCAAAAGAUAGUUUAUGAAAAUUGAUUUCAAUGAAAUCGAUUUAAAAAAUAAUUGUCCGUAAAUUAUUGUAUCUAGAUUUGAAAUGCUUUGAAAGUAUUAAAAAUUUAUACUUUUUCAAAUUAUGCCCAUUGAGAUAAUAUUACUACGUAUGGAGGAGGCACCACGAGCAAAAUCUGUACGCCAUUUUUUUUGCUCUAGCUAAGUUUUAAAAAUUAUUAUCUAGUUAGGUACUUACCGAUGAAAGUUAUUCCUUUGCACUUUACCGUAUUAUUUGUGCAAUAUCGUAACACACACGAAGGCAUAUUUGAUGCGUUUCACUUUAAAACAAAUAAAAAAUGAGCGUGCAGUUACGCCAUAUGGCGUAUGUUGAGCGAAACAUAAGUGAUGUAGGCGGUGUCGUCUCCAUAUUAUGUAUAUCUCAAUGAUUAUGCCAGAAUUAUUUUUCCUUUGUUUUAACUAGCCAUACGAUUUUAAUAUUUAAAAAACUGGGUUGGGUAAUGUAAGUUUUCUAAAAAAAACAUGUGCACACAACCCGUAGACUAAAAAUGUUAUUUUGGAAAGUAAAAUUUAGUUAAGUAACCUUAGUAAAUAGUAAAAGACACUUUUAUAAUUAUGUAUGUAGCUUGUUUUGGAUUGGGCAGUUUGGGUUUUUUCCUUAGCGGGAAUACAGUGUCGUUAGUAAAUUGUUAAUUUAGAAUUGGCGAGUAAGUAAAUGUUGCUAGCUGUAAAAAAAAUAAGACGCAAUUUAAAAAUAACAACGUACUUGAUUAAACGCAAUUUCUUAAAGGACUUUACACGAUACAGUUUCUUUCUGAACUGGAAGUGAGAUUUUAAAAAGGAGAAAAUAAUAACUUUAGGAAAUUGCGUACAUUCAUUUCACGUUGGACAAAGUUGACAGCAACUCAAACAUGACAGCUUAAAAUUGCGCACAAAUGGCGCUUAAUUUAAAACACUAGCGUAAUGUUAAUAGAGUCGUUGACUUGUGAUAACUAAACUCUUCAUUAUAAUAUUCAUGUAAUAAUAAUAAUUAUAUUGAACAAUCGUG